Amphiprion ocellaris (clown anemonefish) is the source of this 980-nucleotide messenger RNA. RefSeq names its product probable thiopurine S-methyltransferase. The transcript is spliced from 9 exons. Gene Ontology annotation, molecular function: thiopurine S-methyltransferase activity. The record is from RefSeq and is a predicted model, not a curated record. The coding region runs from base 142 to 840 and encodes 232 amino acids. Lineage: Eukaryota; Metazoa; Chordata; Actinopteri; Pomacentridae.
CGGACCUUGGACACAGCACGAAGCGCCUCCCAAACCGGAAGUCAGAAACACAUCAGCUGAACUGAGGUUAAAUAACUGUAGAGCUGCAGAACGAACACGAGCCGUCUGCAUUCAGAGCAGCAGUCGGACUCAGGAAACAUCAUGUUAGAACCUCAGGCUGAUCGGGUCAGGACGCUGGGAGAAUGGGAGGAAAGCUGGAAAAAGGACAACAUUGGAUUCCACAUGGAUCAUGUUAACCCGAUGCUGGCGAACAACAUUGAUAAAGUUGUCAAUGGCCGAAAAGGAGUUCGCUUCUUCUUCCCUCUCUGUGGGAAAGCUGUAGAUAUGAAGUGGCUGGCAGACAGGGGUCACUCAGUGGUCGGAGUGGAGAUCUGUGAGAAGGCAGUCCGACAGUUCUUUGAGGAGAACAACAUGAUGUACAGUGAGGAGGCUGCAGGUGGUGUACCUGGAGCAAAGGUGUUCAAGAACUCAGAGAAAAGCAUCUCGCUCUAUCAGUGUGACCUGUACAACUUCUCCAGCUCAGUCGAGGGUCAGUUUGGAGCGAUCUGGGACCGAGGAUCUCUGGUGGCCAUCAACCCUCAAGAUAGAGAAAAAUAUGCUGCUCUGAUGAUUUCUCUGAUGGCCAAAGACUGCAGAUACCUCGUGGACAAUUUGCUGUACAACCCUACAUUAUAUAAAGGUCCUCCGUUUUUUGUUCCUGAUGAGCAGCUUCACAGCCUGUUUGGUCACUGCUGUAACAUCGAGCUGCUGCAGUCUGCUGAUGCUCUGACUGACAGAACCAGAAAGUGGGGACUGGAUUAUCUGACGGAAAACGUUCAUCUCCUCACUCCCAAGAGCUGAAGUGCAAGUUUUCAACAUCUUUAUGAUGAAGGAUAUAAAUUACAUGGGAAUAAAUCAGUUUUUUAACUAGUGAAGCCUCAGAAAAUGGAUCAUGUUCAAACAAGAGAAUAAAAAUUCAAUAAAAAUGUUUUGCAGCAAGA